Anthostomella pinea is the source of this 363-nucleotide messenger RNA. The record is from the annotation of a GenBank genome assembly. Lineage: Eukaryota; Fungi; Ascomycota; Sordariomycetes; Xylariales; Xylariaceae.
AUGUAUAUACUGUCUGCGGUCUUACUCUCGUUCGCCGUUCUGGGCGUAUCUGCAACACCCGUGGCCGAUAAGCAUGCGAGCUCUAACGAAGUGAGUGGCCCACCCGGACUCGUACAGAGCCUAUGGAAUAGGGGUAUGCGGUUGUCACCUCAGUUGGAAGACGAGAUCUGGGGCCCAUACUACCGUUGCAUUGAAGACAUAUACCAACAGCGGCACCCACCGCCAACGCUAUCCGAGAAUGCAUCAGCAGACGACAGAGAUGCUCGCGCUAAAGAAGAGGCAAAAUUCGACGAGAAGGCGAGGGCUGACUGCAAGGAUAUUCCCGACGAAGUACGUGAUAGGUUGAAGGAACUGCAGGGGUGA